This is a messenger RNA of Gallus gallus (chicken), 11993 nucleotides long. It is a transcript of the gene PCM1, whose product is annotated as pericentriolar material 1. Lineage: Eukaryota; Metazoa; Chordata; Aves; Galliformes; Phasianidae. The transcript is spliced from 44 exons. The record is from RefSeq and is a predicted model, not a curated record. The coding region runs from base 5472 to 11687 and encodes 2071 amino acids. Gene Ontology annotation, cellular component: centriolar satellite; centrosome; ciliary basal body. Gene Ontology annotation, biological process: centrosome cycle; cilium assembly; microtubule anchoring at centrosome.
GUCGGCGGGGGCGCGGAGGGGGCCCGGCAGCACCGUGCCGCGCAGAUGGCGGCGAAAAGUGCAGGUUUCAGUGAGGGUGGUGUGGCUCGUGUCAGACUCCUUGACCCUGUGGAGGUGCUUUGGAGACUUGGCACCAAAGUGGUGUCUGCAGUCAGUGAGUGUGCCCGUAACACGAGAUACAGAGGGAAAAUCCUUCAUUCACCUUUACAAAGCUCCAGAAGGUGGAGAGAGGGCCAAUGGAGACAUGUAAUGAAUGUCGAUAACUACAUUUAAUUUCUUUGGCAAGUGUUUGUUUCUAAUUUUAAUGACCAAGUCUAGUACCUACCUAUUGAAAUCCUGGCUGCCAUCAGAACGUCUCUGAAAAACAGUCCAACCACCCCCUUCAGACAUGUCACAGAAGGCCAGGAAUUCAUUAGGACUCUGGUAACAAAGAAGUCAGCCAUAAUAACAAAAGAGUCUUCGAGGAUGCUGAGUAUGUAAAUAAAUAUAUAGAUAAAAUUCAAAGUCAGACUUACGAAAGCUUUUAAUUUUACUUCAAUGGUGCUUUAUUAUGUGAUGCUUUCUUAUAUGUCGUAUUUUCUUCCAGAAGCAAAAAUUAUAUUCAGUUUAUAAUUAUAUUCAAACCAAUGUAUUGAAUAUCUUAGAAGUUUAGACUCGUGAGCACAGGACAACUAGAACCCCCCAAAUCCUUUGGGGCUAUCUGGUCAAAAAAAAUUAUCUUAAAAUCUAUCCAAAAAACCAACAGAGUAGGUCAUGUAUACACCUCCUGUGUAAUAUAAUUCCAUCAUGAUAUUUCAUUUCAAAUAAAUAGAAAUUAAAAUGUGGAUUUUCUAGGCCACUUUAAAGGUAUAGCUGUUUGUAGCAAGUACAGCCUUCUGCAUUAUCAUAGAUGUUAAGUUAUCUAUGCAACUUCCAUCUUGGUAACACAAGGAAGGUAACAACAGCUGACAUGAUAGAGAUGUGAGCGUACACUGUGUGUGAGUACAGUAUCUUUUCUGAGACAAUGAUUGCCUCUAAACUGAUAAUGCUAAAUAGUAAAUUGCAAGGAAUGAAAUCUUCUGAAAAUGACCAUAAAGCUGAUUAAACAACCAGGAAACUACCAGAUUACUUCUGAGAAAAAUGAGUCAGCUUGAAGUAUGCAAAUGUGUAUAGAUGAGGGUAAGAGACCUAGAUAACUGACCAGUUAAACCAGAUUUCGCACUUCUAAUAGUUGCUCUGCCAAGAUCAAAACUUACCUCCAAACCUAAUCCUUCCCAGUGAACACCACACAAAGCCUACCUGCAGGCUACUGAAUUGACAAUAUGGGGUACAAUAAGCAGGAUCUUAGACUUCAGAUGUUUGUAUGUGUACUUCUAGGAUGUUUUCUCACUGAAACAUGGAUUAGCAGACUUCAGGCAGCAGAUGGUACACAAACUAUUGCACUCAGAUUUCCAUCUCCAGGAGGUGUGUGUGAACUGGGGAACCUGCACUUCCAGAGGAGGUAUGAAUUACCCACCUCUGCAAGAGCAAGUGUGUGCCUGCAACCCUAAGAAUGUGUAAAUGUGAACUGAGAUUGACCAACAGUUCUAAAUCCUGUGUGUUAGUACUUCUUGUUAUGAGUUAAGGGAUGUUUAAAAAUUGUUAGAUUUAAAAAUCUGUAAUAGAUUACUAACAUUCUGUAAAUGCCUGUUAUUGUUAUUGUCUUUUUUCUGUUGCAUUGCUGAUAAUGAUUCUAAAUUAUGAUUGUUUUUUUUAAUUAUGCACUAUUAAUAAAUUAUUAAACCUCUUCAAUCCUUAUUUCAUUUAUAUCGUGAGAUUAACAGAUUUUCCCCAGGACAGCAGGCCUAGGUAAGAGAUGAACACUGUGCUUGAAACAAACAAUUUUCUGUGAGUUGUAAGACAAUACGUGAAUGGGCCUGAUUGUGCUAAAGCUUCUGGGUAUCACUACAGUGAACGGAAAUGAAUAGCUUUAUUUCUAACCUGAAUACUGUCUUUUUCCUCCCAAGUCAAUGACACUGUUUUCAUCUCCUCUGUCUCUGUACUGUAUCUCUUUCUUCUCUAAAAGCUGUAUAAUUUUUAACUGCUGCUGUUUCACACGAUGUUCCAGAAGUCUCACCUGGGCCUGAAGUUGUAUCUGCUCUUGAAAACAGUUCUGUAGAUCCUAGAGAGGAAAACAUCUUAUUAUAAAACAUUUUUUUUGUCAAGUUUAACAUCUGAAAAAGAAAAUAAAAUCUAAUAUGAAUAAAGUAUUUUUCCACAAUUCCCUACAGACCCUAUGUUGACUUUCACCCCAACUUUUACCUCUAUUUGAACUGAUUUGGUAUUCUAGAGUGUUCAGCCAUAGAGAACUUCUCUUUAGUGGUUCUGCUACCAGUUCUCACUGGAAACAUGCAGAUGGGACUCAGUAUGCUACAGACCUGAGCCUAUUGUAAUGAUCACUUACUCUCUAUCAAAUCAUCAUCUACAGAUACUUACUAUCCAGAAAGGAAUGCUGCUAACAUUGUUAAGAUUCUAAAAUUCCCAGUUUAAAACAAAUUCACAUUUAUACUUUUUCAACUUUAUUGUUCAUUUUUAAAUGCUUUUAGGUUAUACCCUUCUUACAAUAAGAAUCUUAAGAUCGCUGACAUAAAUACUGUAAAAUUUAGAGCUCUUUUGGCUUGCUAAAAUAAAUAGCCCCUAAGAAACUGCAAAUAUAUGCAUGAAAAAUAACAGCUUAAAGUUUAAGGUCAGUAUUGUGCUGUGACUUGUACACCUAAUUUUGCCAUGCAAGAGUAGGGAAGAUGUUGCAACUCUGAUAUGGUGGUACCUUCUAAUCACAUGAGCUAAGGAUGUAGGCCCAUAACAACUGCCAUCCCUAUGGAAGAGCUGAUAUGUUAGAACACUGCCCUAUCACGCUUAAGGAACAGGUAAAUCUGAAGUAGCAUACUUAUAUCCACUGGCAUCAGUAUAUUUCCAUUUGCAUCAUGCUCAGGCUUCAUUUGUUUUCUACAAACACUAUCACCAAUAUGUUUCGUAGAACCAUAGAAUGGCCUGCGUUGAAAAGAACCACAAUGGUCGCCAAGUUUCAGCCCCCCUGCUAUGUUCUUGGUCACCAACCACUAGGCCGGGCUGCCCAGAGCCACAUCCACUUUCUUGCUGCUGUGAUUUUUUUUCCUUCUGUCUGAAAAUCUGAUACAAUUCUGCACAUUUCUGUGCAGUGGAAACACAGUUCUGGUUGGAUAUUUCCCUGCAGUACCAUUAGUAAUUCUCUACAACUCCAAGAAUAGAGUGUGAAUUAGCUAACAGUAUUGAUAAGAAACUGCAUUUUAUUUUGAAUUCAUGUGGAAUUUUCUCAUAAUUUAUUUGUGGCACUAGUUAAAAAUCAGGGGAACUUCUAUUACUGUCAUGAAACAUACACAUAAACUGCCAUUAUUAUGAUGUUAUUUCUGAUAUAAAUGUGUUGCUUAUGUCUAAGAUAAUUUGGGUGUUGUUUUUUGGUUUUUUUUUUUUUUUUGAAUACUAGGAUGCAGUUCACUUUCAAUUUACAAAAUUAACUUGAAAAAUUUCAAUAAAAUAUUCGAAGAUAAAAGAAUGUACGUCCAUUGUUUUACUAAAACGGUUCAAAGCCAUCAUGUUCCAUUUGACUGUAAUACUCAGUCUUGUAGAAAAAGUGUGUUGCUCAUGCAUGCUGACUCUACAGAAUGAUCCUGAGUAUAGGCCUCUGCUGUAAGUAUUGCUGAAUAUUAUCACAUGCUUGCUAAACUGCAAACUAAUAUAUAUGGUAGAAUAAAAGACCAGGGUAUAUACAGAUGGCAGGACAAGGCAGUUUGGCUACCUCUCUGCAGCUGAGCUGCCCAUACUAACCAGCUUUGACAGCAAAUUUGCCUGCAGGCUCCAACUGCUUGCUACUGCAUCCUGAGAAGCCAUUAAAAUGCUUAACCACAAGGAGGAGUUGUAAAGUGAGAGACACAAUAUACUAAGUGACAAAGUUUUUGGAAGGAAUUUAAAAAAAAUAAUCUAGUGACCUAAAAUCCCAAGAGCCCCAUCUUAUUUAAGAUUACUCCCUUAAAAAUCUUUUAGAAUCUACCUUCAGUGUGACACUACGUCAUGUACCACUAUAAAAUGCCUGUAACAGGCUAUAACUUGCUGCUAUUCCUUCUGCUAGAUAUGGAUUUAAUUAAAACUGUUACAGCAGUGAAAUAUUUUAUAAGUGUGAAUGUGAAUGUGAUUGUGAUGGUCUCCAGGAGACAGCAGAGCCCACUGUCUGAAAACAAACUGAAGAUAAAUUGUUCUGUUUCAGUGAAGCAACUGUUCGCACUACAUGUUGAGAAGCAAUUACCUAACAGUUGCUGACAGCUCUGCUUGGGGACAUGCAGUCCCAUACUUUAACUACUAAUGUGUAUUCAUAAUCUUCAUUUUAUGUCAUGGUUGCGUGAAAUACUUAGCAGCUAGAGUCCUCUCAUUAAAACUGAUAGUAUGAGAUGGAAUAACUUAUAAAAACUAUGAAAACACAAGAACUUCACUUGAAGUGUUUUUGUCCUCUAUUUUUAGACUCUAAACGAGCUUAAAAAAUCUCUUAAUGAUAUUGGACCGUGAAUUUUUAGAGAUGAAUUUUGGAAUGUUCCCAAUUCUUAAUUACUGUCAAUGACUGCCUAUAACAUUCUGACUGAAAAAUCAAAAUAAAGCAAGUGUACUUCAUAGUAAUGCCUCUUUCUCAAUAAUCUUCUAUAAAACACAGCAAGUUUCUUCAGUUGGUAAGUGAAGAUGAUUACAGAGGCAGAUGCUUCCUAUUCUGUCCCUGCAGAGCCAGUUAGGCAAACAAAAAGCUUCCAUAAGACAGGGUAAAUGGAGCGCUAUAAAGUGAUAGAAAACACAACAAUAAUAAUAGAAUAACAAAAUCCUAGGCUGCAACAAGUUAGGAUAAGCAUAAUAUAGCAAUCAUAGACAGACAGCUUACCUCAGAAGACCUCAGGAAGACAAAGAUUACUAACAAGAUACCCUUGCCUCCACUGCCAGCCCUUAAAUGAGGUCUGGGAAGGGGUUGAUCCUUGCUCCCCUGGGUUGGCCCUGCCUUCCUACCAGGAGUUCUAUCACUCUUUCAAGCUGUGACUUUAUAUUUCUGCUACAACAUGUCACAAACAUUUACACUCACCCAGUUCUAAGUUCAGCAAUCACUUUCAUGGGUAAUUUUGUAUCAACAAUCCCCACAUUCUCUGACAGUUAGGAUCUGAAUAUCAAAGUAGGUAGGACACCCAAUAUAUUAGUCACCCAGGAUUAGUGACUGUUACAGAAAUGCUGUCUUGGCCUGAAGCAGUGAUUGAGCACCUGGUGGGAAGGCAGGGCCAAACCAGGGGAGCUCAGGUGCAUACAAUGUGCCUGAGUGGAGCCAGGUUCCACCCCUUCCCAGACCUCAUUUAGGGGUGGGUGGGGGAUAAGGGAAUCUUGCUGGAGAUUGCUACGUAUCUGAGGCCUUCUGAUGCUAUUUCUUUUAGAUCCUUUUUUUGGUGCUUGUCAUGGCAACAGGAGGCGGUCCAUUUGAAGAAGGCAUGAAUGAUCAAGACUUGCCUAGCUGGAGUAAUGAGAGUCUUGAUGACCGGCUGAACAACACGGACUGGGGAUGUCAACAGAAAAAAGCAAACAGAUCAUCAGAAAAAAACAAGAAAAAGCUUGGUGGAGAAGCUGAAACGAGGCUUACUAAUGAUAUAUCUCCAGAAUCUUCACCUGGAAUGGGACGACGGAAGACCAGAACUCCUCACAGUUUUCCUCAUGCUCGAUACAUGACCCAGAUGUCUGUUCCAGAGCAGGCUGAAUUAGAAAGACUUAAACAAAGAAUAAACUUCAGUGAUCUGGAUCAGAGAAGCAUUGGAAGUGAUUCUCAAGGCAGGGCGACUGCUGCUAACAACAAACGUCAACUUAAUGAAAGCAAAAAACCAUUCAACUUCUUGUCACUGCAGAUAAACACUAACAAAAGCAAAGAUCCUGUGUCAGGUUCCCAAAAAAAGGAAAGUGGGGAGCCACUGCAAUGUAAAGAGCUGUUCGGAGCUGCUCUAAACAAAGAUUUCUUGCAAAAUGGUCAACUCUCUAUUCAAGAAGAUGGUAGAGGAGAACCAACUAUGGAUAGCAGCCAGAUUGUCAGCAGACUAGUUCAAAUUCGCGACUAUAUUGCUAAGGCCAGCUACAUGCGGGAUGAUCUUGUAGAGAAAAAUGAAAGAUCGGCCAAUGUUGAGCGUUUAUCACACCUUAUAGAUCACCUUAAAGAGCAGGAGAAAUCCUAUCUGAAAUUUUUGCAAAAGAUGCUUGCUAGAGAAAAUGAGGAUGAUGGUGUUUGGACUAUAGAUUCAGCUGUGGGAUCUGGUUCUAUAGGUGAGAGCACAUUGCUAAACACUGAUAUGCAAGCUGAGGCUUCAGAUACCAUGGCCAGAGAUCCUCAACAGGAAGCUAAAGAGGAGUUGGAGAACUUGAAGAAGCAGCACGAUUUACUGAAAAGGAUGCUACAACAACAGGAACAGUUGAAGGCUCUUCAGGGAAGACAAGCAGCUCUUCUUGCUCUGCAGCAUAAAGCAGAGCAAGCUGUUGCUGUUGUGGAUGAUUCCGUUGUAACAGAGACAACAGGUAGUGUUUCUGGAGUAAGCCUUACAUCAGAAUUGAAUGAAGAAUUAAUUGACUUAAUUCAGCGCUUUCAUAACCAGCUUCAUGAUUCUCAGACUCAGUCUGUACCAGACAAUAGAAGGCAAGCAGAAAGUCUUUCACUUACCAGAGAGAUUUCACAAAGCCGAAACUCUUCAGUGUCAGAACACCAGUCAGAUGAAAAGGCACAGCUUUUCAACAAGAUGAGAAUGUUGCAGGGGAAAAAGCAAAAAAUGGAUAAACUGUUAGGAGAACUUCAUACGCUUCGUGACCAACAUCUAAAUAAUUCCUCCUUUUUUCCAGCUUCGAGUUCUCCUCAAAGAAGUAUUGACCAAAGAAGUACAACUUCAGCUGCUUCUGCUCCUGUGGGUGUAGUAACUGUUAUCAAUGGUGAAUCAAAUAGUCUGGCAUCUGCUCCCUAUCCUCCCGAUUCCCUGGCUUCUCAGAAUGAGAGUGAAGAGGAUGACAAUCUAAAUCCAACGGAAAAACUUCAGAAGCUAAAUGAGGUUCGUAAGAGACUGAAUGAGUUACGUGAGCUAGUUCACUACUAUGAGCAAACAUCUGAUAUGAUGACAGAUGCUGUGAAUGAGAACACCAAGGAAGAGGAAGAAACGGAAGACUCGGGAAGUGAUUCUGAACAUGGGGAUCCACAGCCUGUUACAAAUAUUAGAAACCCUCAAGGAAUCAGUAGUUGGAGUGAAAUAAAUAGCAACUCAAAUGUACAGUGUGGAACUAAUAACAGAGAUGGAAGACAUCUUAAUACAGACUGUGAAAUAAAUAAUCGAUCUGCUGCUAAUAUAAGGACUCUAAAAAUGUCUUCUACUCUAGACUGUCAUAACAGGGAGGAUGACAAACAUGCUGACCUACCCCACGGUGAGGAUGAUGAAGUGGAAGAAGAUAGAGCUAGUGAAGAUUCCAUGUCUAGUCACAGAAGCAGCCUGGGUGAUGUUGCAGGAGAUGCUGAGUUUGAGCAGAAGAUUAAUAGGCUUAUGGCUGCAAAGCAGAAACUUCGACAGUUACAAAACCUUGCUGCUAUGGUGCAGGAUGAUGAUCCAGAACCUCAAGUACUGACUGCAAAUGCAUCUAACAUGGGUGACUUUUUGGGUGAGAUGGAAGAGACAAAGCAACAACCAAACAAUGUUCGAGUUAGUACCAAUAAGUUGCAAAAAGAUGCAGGACUGAAUGAAAAAGCAAGAGAGAAGUUUUAUGAAGCUAAACUGCAGCAGCAGCAGCGGGAACUUAAGCAGUUACAAGAAGAAAGAAGAAAAUUGAUGGAAAUUCAAGAAAAAAUUGAAGUGUUACAGAAAGCUUGUCCUGACCUUCAAUCUGCUGGCCUGGGUAACAGCCCAGCAAAUAGACAGACUUCACCAGCAACCUCAACUCCAGCCAUGAAUGAGUGUAACACAGCUGGCAAGCCUUUACUUGAAUUUGGUGAAUCUGUACCAGUAGGCAAUGAGUUAUGGUCUGAGAUGAGAAGACAUGAAAUUCUAAGAGAAGAAUUGCGACGGAGAAGAAAACAACUUGAAGCUUUAAUGGCUGAACAUCAGAGGAGGAGAGAACUUGCAGAAACAAUAUCUACUGUUGCUGCAUCUGUUAAAAGUGAGGGGUCAGAAGCUCAGCGUACUCCCCAGCAGAGUAGGACAGAGAAGACAAUGGCUACCUGGGGAGGUUCUACCCAGUGUGCAUUAGAUGAAGAGGAUGGAGAUGAAGAUGGUUAUCUCUCUGAUGGACUUGACCAGGCAGAAGAAGAGGAAGAUGCGCCAAGUAUGAAUGACAGCUUUUCUGCUUAUCCCAAUAACCAAAUACCAGAAAGUGUGUAUUAUCUUAAAGGAAAUAAGGAUAGGUGGAAAAAUUGCCGUCCUCUUUCGGCAGAUGGGAAUUAUCGACCAAUGUCUAAAACAAGGCAGCAGCAAAACAUCAGUAUGAGACGCCAGGAAAACUUUCGGUGGAUAUCUGAGCUUUCUUAUGUGGAGGAAAAAGAACAAUGGCAAGAACAGAUCAAUCAGUUAAAGAAACAACUUGAAUUUAGUGUUAGCAUUUGCCAGACUUUAAUGCAAGAUCAGCAGACCCUCUCCUGUUUUCUACAGACUUUGCUUGCAGGCCCAUAUAAUGUGGUGCCCAAUAACGUUGCAUCUUCACAAGUACAUCUUAUUAUGCAUCAGUUAAACCAGUGUUAUACUCAACUGUCUUGGCAGCAGAAUAAUGUCCAAAGAUUGAAACAAAUGUUAAAUGAUCUAAUGCACCAGCAAGAACAGCAGUGUCAAGAGAAGCCGUCAAGAAAAGAGAGAGGCAGUAGUGCACCACCACCUCCAUCUCCUGUUUUCUGUCCGUUCAGCUUUCCUCCACAGCCUGUGAACCUGUUUAAUAUACCGGGAUUUACUAAUAUUUCUUCAUUUGCUCCAGGUAUAAACUACAAUCCAGUGUUUCCUUGUGGCUUUGGAGAUUUUGCACACAGUGGUUUCCCACAAAGCAGUGAGCAGCAGCAACAUCCUCUAGAUCAUAAUGCUUCUGGAAAAACUGAGUAUAUGGCAUUUCCCAAACCUUUUGAAAGCAGUUCCUCUACUGGAGCAGAAAACCAAAGAAGUCAUAGGCAACCUGAAGAUGAAGUGGAAAAAAGAUCAACUUGGCUUAAUGAUAGCCAGGAAGUGAAAAAAGAUGAUCAAUCUCAACAGAAAGCAGGCUUUCCAGUUUCAGUACAGAGCAUUGCUUCGGGUCAUAAAAAUCAGUCUGAUACGAGCAGGAGAAGAAACUUUGAUGAAGAGUCUCUGGAAAGUUUUAGUAGCAUGCCUGAUCCAGUUGACCCAACUACUGUGACAAAGACAUUUAAAUCUAGAAAAGCUUCAGCUCAGGCAAGCUUAGCAUCAAAAGAUAAAACACCCAAAUCGAAGAAUAAGAGGAAGAAUUCUUCUCAGCUCAAAGGCAGAAUUAAGAAUACUGGUUAUGACAGUGCGAGUGCUUCUAGUGUGUGUGAACCCUGCAAAAGCACUAAAAGUAAACACUCUGAGGAAGUUGUUCACGCCAAGGUGUUCAGCAAGAAGAAUCGGGAACAACUGGAAAAAAUAAUUAAAUACAGUAGAUCUACUGAAAUGUCUUCAGCACAUGCUAGGAGAAUUCUGCAGCAGUCUAACAGAAAUGCAUGCAUUGAAGCACCAGAAACUGGUAGUGAUCUUUCUAUGUUUGAAGCUUUGCGGGACACAAUUUAUUCUGAAGUCGCAACUCUUAUUUCUCAAAAUGAGUCUCGGCCCCACUUUCUUAUUGAACUUUUCCAUGAGCUGCAGCUGUUAAACACAGAUUACCUAAGACAAAGGGCCCUAUAUGCUUUACAGGAUAUAGUGACCAGACAUUUAUCUGAGAACAACGAGAAGGGGAGAUGUAUAAAAUCACUAAAUACCGCAACAUGGAUAGCAUCAAACUCUGAACUCACUCCCAGUGAAAGUCUUGCUUCUACAGAUGAUGAAACUUUUGACAAGAACUUCCCUACAGAAGCAUGUCAGGACUGCGAACAAAAUGAUGCGGACAACAGGAGUACUAUGUCUACAUCUUCACAUUUUGAACCCUUUGCCACUGAUGACCUUGGCAACACAGUGAUUCACUUAGAUCAAGCUUUGGCUAGGAUGAGGGAAUAUGAGCGUAUGAAAAUUGAAGCUGAAAGUACCCUUGACUCUGAGGGCUGCUCUAGUAAUUUGCAGGGUGCUACUGCUGCUAAAUUAGAAGGUCCCAGCACGAGUGAAUGUCUUUCUGUGCCACAGUCAAGUGAAGUUUCUGCUGUCCCAUGUCCUCGCAUAGACACUCAGCAGCUUGACCGGCAGAUUAAAGCAAUUAUGAAAGAGGUCAUUCCUUUCCUGAAGGAACACAUGGAUGAAGUAUGUUCUUCUCAAUUACUGACAUCAGUAAGACGUAUGGUCUUGACUCUUACACAACAGAAUGAUGAAAGUAAAGAAUUUGUCAAGUUCUUUCAUAAACAACUUGGAAGUAUACUUCAGGAUUCCCUGGCAAAAUUUGCUGGUAGAAAAUUAAAAGAUUGUGGGGAAGAUCUUCUUGUGGAGAUUUCUGAAGUAUUAUUUAAUGAAUUAGCCUUUUUUAAACUCAUGCAAGACUUGGACAAUAACAGUAUUUCUGUAAAGCAGAGGUGUAAACGCAAAAUAGAAACUACUGAAGAGAUACAGUCUUAUGCUAAAGAGGCAAAAAAAGGUCUCCAGGUGGAUGUUUGUUCAUCUACUGAAGAUAUCGAUGAGGACAAAGACAAGGAUGAGACUGAAACUGUCAAACCAGUACAGGGCUUAGAAACGUAUGAUGGUAAUGAAGUUCCUGAAAGUAUCAAGUCUGAUGCUUCUGACCAAGAGGAAGAUGAAGAAAGUGAAAGUGGCCCAGUGGCAAUAAGUUUAUCAAAAGCAGAAACCCAAGCUCUCACUAAUUAUGGCAGCGGAGAAGAUGAGAAUGAAGACGAAGAAAUAGAAUUUGAGGAAGGACCUGUUGAUGUGCAGACAUCAUUACAAGCGAGCAGUGAAACAGCAACUGAAAAUGAACAGAUUUCAAGCCAAGAACUGAGUAAGACAAAAGGCAGUGAUAUUUUGUCAUCUGAACAACAGUCUGUUAAUGUUAAAGGUGAACAAGAUGCAGCUACAAUUUUACCUCAUUACCUCAAUGUGGUGGAGAACACACCACCUUUACCAGUGAAUACCCCAGAAUCGUUUAUAGCAGCCAGUAUGAAAACGGAAGAAUCAAGCUCAUCUUUACCAGGAAAUGAAACACAAAUGCUAGAUACAGCAUGUGUAGUAAACAAGUCAUCUGCUGGAAGUUCAGAAAGCUCCAUGGCCGGCAGUCCUGACACAGAGUCGCCUGUGUUAGUGAAUGAAUAUGAAGCUGGUUCUGGAAAUGUAAGUCAAAAAUCUGAUGAGGAUGACUUUGUCAAAGUUGAAGACUUGCCCCUUAAACUUGCAGUCUAUUCAGAGGCAGAUUUACUGAAGAAAAUAGCAUCAGAGGCCCAAACCAACAGCUUGUCAGAUGAAUUAUUGGGUGGAGGUGGGGAGCAAGAUCGAGAAUUAGUAGGAGAUGCCCAGACUCUGAAAGAACCAGAAACUUUUGGAGCCCAAAGUGCAUGAGAAUAAUCUGAAGAUACCUGCAUAUGUAAACUCUCUGUAUACAAAUGCAUAUGGAAAAUCAGCACUAAUUUCACAAAUUCUGGAAGUGUAUAAAAAUGUAAAAUAGUUUUUGACACACUGCCUCUUAGAAUAGGUAGGCUAACUUCUGCCUGUGGCAGUUUGAACAGCUGGAACUGAAUCUUCUUUUAUUCAGUUUUGCUGCACUGUUCUUUUUCUGUCUUAAUCUUUUUUAUUGUGACUUGUUUAGUAAUUUUAAAAAUUUGUUCAAAAUUGUAGUUUUAAAUAAAGUUUGGACUUCUCUGUAAA